GAUCAUAAAUAUCAUGGCUCCAAGAAAUAGUUCUCUUGUUUUGGUUGGUUUUCUGUUGAUUGCCCUCUUUUCCAGUUUUUCUGGGACCGCUCAAACAUCAACACUUUGCGUGAAGAAUGGGGUGGUUACUGUUAACGCUGGAAUAGGUGGAACUGGUGACGAACUUUGUUCUGAGACCGCUGAAACAAUAGCAUUUAAAGAUCUUUGCAAAAAGGAUGGGGGUACUGUAACUGCUGGAAGUGGUGGACCUGGUGACGUUCUUUGUUCUGGUACUUGCAUUUUCGGAGUUGUGCCGUUAAAACUUAAAAAAGAAGGUUGCGUUACAGAACCAUGUCCAAUUGAGGAAACCCCAUGUGAUACCUCGGCGUGUGGUUCGUGCUGUUGUGCUUAAUAAUCCUAUGUAUGCUUUAUCUUUUUCGUUUAUGUUAUGAUUCAAGAAAUAAGGUACCCGAAUUUAAGUAGUCAAACUCGGCCUGAGUUCUUUGCGAGUACUGAUAAGUUGGUCGAGCUGGUUCUGAAAUUUCAUAGGAGGCUUACCGGGUUUGGUGUGUGGUUGUGUUUGAGUUUUUACUGGCUUUGUUCGUUUGGAUUGAUUCCUCCUAUAAUGUUAAAUAUAUGUAAUGUUGUAUUUACAUUGUUUUCGUGGUAUAUGCUUUGCUUAAAUGGCACGGGUAAUGAUUAUCGACGUAUGUGAAAAA
Molecule: messenger RNA, 698 nt
Organism: Papaver somniferum (opium poppy)
Lineage: Eukaryota; Viridiplantae; Streptophyta; Magnoliopsida; Ranunculales; Papaveraceae
Exons: 3
Coding region: 14-391 (125 amino acids)
Source: RefSeq, a predicted model, not a curated record